Molecule: messenger RNA, 798 nt
Organism: Chilo suppressalis (striped riceborer)
Lineage: Eukaryota; Metazoa; Arthropoda; Insecta; Lepidoptera; Crambidae
Source: the annotation of a GenBank genome assembly
UUCAAUAUGGAAGUUUAUUUUUCAUUAUUUUUGUAAGAAAACUAUUAAUAGUAAUCAUAGAUAUUGUAAUUAAAUAUUACACGCGAACUUUAAUCAUAUUAUGGUUCUAUGGAUAUUUCAAUCCCUGAACAAUCAAUAUGGGUGAUCAAAACUCAUCAGAUUGUUCCUGGAAAAAAUUGGUGAUAGCAAAAGCAAACAACGAAUGGAUAUCUACAAUAAAAGGAGAGCCUGUUCAGAACACUCUAAAGACAUCAGUAGUAGUUGAAGGUGGACCAACUGAUUAUAAAAGAGAAGACGCAGAGGUUUACUUUGACUACCAAAGUGGAGAAACUGAGACUUUAUUACAGGAAGUGGAUCCUUUGUUAGUUGUUACGGAGCCCAAAAGACGGAGCAAAAGUUCUAGCUUUAAAAACGAAAAGCCAGAAGAGAGAAAAGCUCGGCUGGCAAAAAUGUCAGCUUAUGCUGCCCAGAGACUUGCCAAUGAAACUCCAGAACAGCGCGCUGCGAGACUCAAACGAAUGUCUGAUUAUGCGGCGAGGAGACUGUCUCAAGAAACUCAUGAACAAAGAGCCAAACGUCUUGCUAGAAUGUCAGCAUAUGCUGCAAAAAGAUUGGCGCAGGAGACACCCGAACAGAGGCAAGCUCGUUUAGCUAGAAUGUCAAUUUAUGCAGCUAAAAGAAAAAAUGUAGUACAAAAAAAGAGACAAGUCCAUGGCUCGGAGGAAAUUUCUAAUGAAACAUAUAACCAAAGCUAAAAUAUUGGUUAGGUACCUACUAAUGUUUAUGUUAAGAUUGUGC